AUGGCGGACCUCGUUGACCACUCCCCCCACCAUCCCACCAAAGCUGCGAAGCUAGACAGCGCCUCUAAUGUGAUUCUGAUCGACAACUACGACUCUUUUACUUGGAACGUCUACCAAUACCUGGUUCUCGAGGGAGCUACAGUGACUGUAUUCCGCAACGAUGAAGUGACCGUAGACGAUUUGAUUGCAAAGAAGCCUACUCAGUUGGUCAUUAGUCCCGGCCCCGGUCACCCUUCAACAGACGCAGGGAUAAGCAAUGCUGCGAUCCAGUAUUUCAGCGGAAAGGUGCCAAUAUUCGGUGUGUGCAUGGGUCAACAAUGCAUCAUCUCUUCCUUUGGCGGCAAGGUCGAUGUGACCGGCGAGAUUCUCCACGGCAAGACCUCGGUCUUGAAGCAUGACUCCAAGGGCGUCUACGAGGGACUGCCUACCGCUCUUUCCGUCACUCGAUACCACUCGCUCGCCGGAACUCAAUCGACCAUCCCGGAUUCCCUUGAAGUGUCCUCGUGGGCCGAACUCGAGAACGGCAGCGGUGACAUUAUCAUGGGAGUCCGACAUAAGGAGCUCACCGUGGAAGGCGUGCAAUUCCACCCUGAGAGUAUUCUCACUGAGUAUGGACGGAAGAUGUUCAGGAACUUCCUCACCUUGACUUCGGGUACUUGGAACGGGAACAAGCAUGGUGCGACGGUAGCUGCCCCGACUCCUGCUCCGGUCGAUAAGAAAGCAUCUAUUUUGGAUAAAAUCUACGCUCACCGCAGGAACGCCGUUGCUGAGCAGAAGAAAACCCCCGCUUUGCGACCAGAGGCUUUGCAGGCUGCUUACGACUUGAACAUCGCGCCGCCCCAAAUAUCUUUCCCUGAGCGGCUGAGACAGUCGGAUUACCCCUUCUCAUUGAUGGCGGAGAUUAAACGAGCAUCUCCUUCCAAGGGUAUCAUUUCGGCAGAUGUGUGUGCUCCGGCUCAAGCUCGCGAGUAUGCUAAAGCCGGUGCCAGUGUCAUUUCUGUUCUUACAGAGCCCGAGUGGUUUAAAGGAACAAUUGACGAUCUUCGAGCAGUGCGUCAGAGUCUGGAGGGGAUGACUAACCGUCCAGCCCUUUUGCGGAAGGAGUUUGUGUUUGAUGAAUAUCAAAUUCUCGAGGCACGACUGGCUGGUGCCGAUACAGUUCUCUUGAUCGUGAAGAUGCUCGAUAUUGAGCUUCUCACACGCCUCUACCGGUACUCUCAGAGCCUCGGGAUGGAGCCCCUUGUCGAAGUCAACACACCCGAGGAGAUGAAAAUUGCAGUUGACUUGGGAUCUCAAGUCAUCGGUGUCAACAACCGCGACCUCACUAGUUUCGAGGUUGAUCUUGGAACUACCAGCCGCCUUAUGGAUCAAGUUCCCGAGUCUACCAUCGUUUGCGCUCUCAGUGGUAUCAUGGGCCCUAAGGAUGUGGAGGCUUACAAGAAGGAGGGUGUGAAGGCUGUUCUUGUAGGAGAGGCUUUGAUGCGGGCUACCGACACUUCUGCUUUUGUGGCGCACUUGCUGGGUGGAUCAAAGGCUACAUCAACUUCAACAUACCCCCCACUGGUGAAGAUUUGUGGGACUCGGUCUGAAGAGGCCGCCAAGGCCGCCAUCGAAGCUGGAGCCGACUUGAUUGGUAUAAUCCAAGUUCCCGGGCGGUCACGAACUGUCUCGGAUGACGUGGCUCUCCGAAUCUCUCAGGUCAUCAAGUCAACACCUCGUCCUGGAGCUCAGCAGAAUGUGACAUCAGAGCAACUAUCCAAGGCUACUACUUUGGAAUGGUUUGAUUAUUCCGCUGGCGUCUUGCGGCACCCAACUCGCGCAUUGCUCGUGGGUGUUUUUAUGAACCAGCCUCUUUCCUACAUUCUUGACCAGCAACAAAAGCUUGGACUCGACAUUGUACAGCUUCAUGGCGCUGAGCCUGUUGAAUGGGCUCGCUUGAUUCCCGUUCCCGUCAUUCACAAAUUUGCACCUGGGGACAUUGGCAUUGCACGCCGUGCAUACCACAAUAUUCCGUUGUUGGACUCUGGUGCAGGUGGUUCGGGCGAGCUCCUAGAGAAGGCCAGUAUUCAGCAAGUCCUUGACAGCGACAUGGGUUUGCGAGUGUUUCUGGCCGGUGGAUUGAACCCCGAUAAUGUGGUCGACACCGUGAGGAAGCUUGGCGAGUCGGGGUCGAAGGUGGUUGGAUUGGAUGUCAGCUCUGGAGUCGAGACCAAUGGUUCUCAGGAUUUGGACAAGAUUCGUGCUUUCGUGAAGGCUGCUAAGAGUGUCCGUGCGUGA
This is a messenger RNA of Penicillium maclennaniae, 2277 nucleotides long. Its product is annotated as bifunctional anthranilate synthase/indole-3-glycerol-phosphate synthase. Gene Ontology annotation, molecular function: phosphoribosylanthranilate isomerase activity; indole-3-glycerol-phosphate synthase activity; anthranilate synthase activity. The record is from RefSeq and is a predicted model, not a curated record. Gene Ontology annotation, cellular component: cytosol. NCBI's taxonomy places the organism in Eukaryota, Fungi, Ascomycota, Eurotiomycetes, Eurotiales, Aspergillaceae. Bases 1 to 2277 code for a protein of 758 amino acids. Gene Ontology annotation, biological process: L-tryptophan biosynthetic process. The transcript has a single exon.